AUGGCUGUGGAUUACCUGACGGGCGCGAUCAUCAUGACACCCAGCAGCAGCAGCAAGCACACUGGGGCCACUGGAGCCACUCUCACAGGCCCUGCUGCUAGUACCACAAGCAACAACACCACCAGCAGCACUGGCGCCAGCAGCAUGAUGAGGGCGCCACGGCAGCCCCAGGCCGCUGCCACCGCCGGGGGAACUUCCCGUGGUGCUGGGACUGCAAGCGGUGCUGGGACUGCCAGUGGUGCUGGGACUGCAAGCGGUGCUGGGACUGCCAGUGGUGCUGGAACUGCAAGCGGUGCUGGGACUGCCAGUGGUGCUGGAACUGCAAGCGGUGCUGGGACUGCCAGUGGUGCUGGAACUGCAAGCGGUGCUGGGACUGCCAGUGGUGCUGGAACUACAAGCGGUGCUGGGUGCGGCACCGGCGGAACGGCUCGCAGUAACGUGACCAGCACGGCGAAUUCGGCGGGGAAUGCACCACUGGCGCUGCGUCAAGAGGGGUCCGCCCAACAGCUCUCGACCACCGCGUUUCCUGCAGCGAGCGCCGGCGGUGGCAGUGGCGGUUGUCACGCUGCGGAAGGGGCGAAUCCGGGAGCCAGCAGCGGCGCCCCUGCGUUCGCAACACUGUUCCCGCAGUGGGCAGCAGUGGACGCGGAGCAGCUGAGCCGCGUGGCCCACGACGUGAUGCCGGAAGAUGGGCACUGCUGGCUCAAGUACGGGGAGAAGCGACUCGUCAAGUCCUCCUGCCGCAGGUCGUACUUCCGUUGUGCGCGCUCCACGUGCCGCCGUCCGCCAGCCAGCGCUGACACUCGCCAGGACGACGCAGGAGCGGCAUCCACUGCCACCCCAACCGCCGCCUCUCCCCCCACCGUCUUCCACCCCUGUCCGGCUCGCAAGCGGGUCGACUGGCAACUAAUGCAUCUCACUCCUGCCACCCACCCGUCGCAGCUGCCGCCCGGUUUCGACGCGGCAGCGCACCUCCGGGCGGCAGGCAAGCCGCCCGCGUCCAUAGUUUUCUUCCGAGUGUCGUACCUGAACAAGCACAACCACAGUAACCCGCCCAUUGGCCUCCAGUUAGUGUCCUCUGGAGCACCAGAUGCAGCUUGUCAUGCUGGGGGUGUGAACUGCGCCCCGUCACCAGAUGCAGCUGCUGCUGCAACAGGCCUAACUGGGCAGCGCUCAUCCACACCCACAUCUCUGGGCAAGCGAUCGCGUGAAUCUGACCCCUCCUUGAUGUCAGAGCCAUGCUUGCCCUCUCAAAUGUCAGAGCCAUGCUUGCCCUCUCAAAUGUCAGAGCCAUGCUUGCCCUCUCAAAUGUCAGAGCCAUGCUUGCCCUCUCAAAUGUCAGAGCCGUGCUUGCCCUCUCCUGCUCCCCACGCAGUGACUUUUGAGUCGACUCAAAUGUCAGACCCGUGCUUGCCCUCUCCUGCUCCCCGCGCACGAUACGCCUCCCAGGACUUUAAUUUCCCAACCUUGGACUCGAAUCAAGGAUACCAACGCCCCCACCGGCUCCGGCCCUCCUUUGAACCGCAAUUCGUUUGUGGGGGAUUCCGCGUGGCUCACGCCUCUCAAGCGUCUCCGGUCUCUGCCGCGAAUCACGCCUCUCCUGCCCCUCACGCCUCUCCUGCCCCUCACGCCUCUCCUGCUUCUCACACUCCUCCCUUCUCUCACGUGUCUGCCGCAUCGCACGUGUCCUCUGCUUCCCCUGCCGCCUCUCACCCGUCUCAUGCAUCACUCACCUGUGCUGCCGCGACUCACUCCUUCACGCCGCCCAAGCCGAUAAAAUUGAGCUUUUCUCCUCCCGCCGAUUGUGAAUCUAUAGCAGGGAAGAACGCUUGGAAUAACACCGGUGGCAAAAGGAGCAACAACUGGAGCAGCGAAAGGAACGACAGCUGGCGCGCCGUGGCGGGCGGCGGCAUAGACGGCUACGGGCGGCCGAUGAGCAGAAACGGCAGCGCCACCAACGCAUCUGUAGCGGCUGUGCCUGCCCCUGCGUCGGGUGACGGCAUUGGCGGUUACGGGCGGUCUAUUUGCAGGAGCAGUGGGAAUGAUUCAGGGCCGGGACAGCAGCAGCAGCAGGAGCAGCAGCAAGUGCAGCAGCAGCAGCAGCAGCAGCAGCAGCAGCAGCAGCAGCAGCAGCAGCAAGCAGUGGUGCUUCAGAUGAGGCUCAAAGCUCCAGCCCAAGGGUGUGUUACGCAGGCUGCAGUGGAAGCCAAGCCAGAGGCUGUUGUGAUUGAGAUGCCACCAGCACAGUUUCAGGCUUCUCAAGUGGCUAUGCAACCACAGCUCCCAUCACCUUCUCUCACCACUCCUCCUGACCCCACUCCGCUGACCACUUCUCUCACCACUCCACCAGCCGCUAUGGGCACUUCUCCAAACGGCACUGCCCCAGCCAGCGUGCAUCAUCCCGUCGCCUCUCUCCCUCCCGUCGCCUCUCUCCCUCCCGUCGCCUCUCUCCCUCCCGUCGCCUCCCUCCCUCCCAUCCCCAACCACUUCCUGAACCUCGUUCCGAACCACGAGCAACAUUCAGGCAGUGCUGCUGCGCACCUGCACCAGUUCCACAUCCCCCAGAUGCCACCUGCGCAGGCAGCUCAGGCUGCUGAAAUCCAAGCCAGCAUGAGUCACACUCGCGAUUUCAUGGGCAUGGCCUGCAAUUCUGUGUGGGCCUCUGAUGUCGCUUUCAGUCCUGCGGUUCCAACCACUGCUGCUGUUGCUGCUGGGCAGACUCCGGUGAUGCGAUGCACUCGCACUUUGAGCGUAGGGCUUGAUGACUUGAGUGGUACGGGUGGCAUGGGUGGCUCGUGCGGCAUGGCUGGCAUGGGUGGUGGGGGAGGCAUGGGCGGCACGGGCGGCAUGGGCGGCACGGGCGGCAUGGGGGAGGAUGAGUUGCUGUGGGAGGCGGCAGCAUGGCUGGCAGAGCAGGGAGGGCUGGAGGCACUCGAUUGGCUGCCAGAACUGUCAGGUUGA
Messenger RNA from Closterium sp. NIES-65, 2961 nucleotides. The record is from the annotation of a GenBank genome assembly. NCBI's taxonomy places the organism in Eukaryota, Viridiplantae, Streptophyta, Zygnematophyceae, Desmidiales, Closteriaceae.